AGGGGCUCCUCGUGGACGCCGAGCUCCGCCAGGCGCUGCUGGGCGCGCUCUCGGCCGCGGGCGGUGGGCGACCCGCGGGCGCCCAGGCGGCCGCCCCGGGGCCCGGGCCCUUCCGGCAGCUCCUCGGGCCGGGGACCGACGCGAGGCCGAGGGCGAGGCUGCUGCGCGUGGUGCGGCACCUGCGCAACCUGAGCCUUCGGCGCAGCCGGCGCCUGGCGGCGGUGGAGGCGGGGGUCUACGAGUACGAGUGCAGCAACGAGGACGGCCUCGGCGCAGGCUGGCUGGGCGAGGCGGGCGUUCCCGAGGGGGGGUCGGUGUCGGACGUGGUCGUGCGCGCCGGCGCCGGCGAUGAUCCUGUCGCCAUCGACGCGAGCAUGAACUUCACGAUUGGACCCGCCGUUGGCAUCGGUGACGAGCAUGUGAUCGCUGGCCACAUGGAGGUGCUGUACGCUUCACCAGAAGGCAUCGGGGGCAACAUCACGGCGGGCUUCAUCAACCUGCGGUCCACGCUCUCGGGCACGUGGGAGGCGGGAGCGGACGGCCUGGAUGGGCCCGUGCAGAUCCACCUCUCGGAGCCGGACCUGUACAUGGAGGAGGACUGGACGUGGCAGCCGUCGCUCAGCGUCCGCGCGUAGCGGCGCGCAACCCGUGUGCGGCUAGGGUCACGUCGGGAGGAUCAAAGGGCUCCACGAGGGCGAUUCUUUUGUCCUCUGCUGCUCCUUGUCUGACGGGUUGUGUUCGGGCUGCGCGAUGGGGGUUCGUGUGGAGCAGCGCGCAGCCAGCGUGUCUCAUCUCAUCCAUGGGCGGGCCUCUGCUUUCCUACACUCUCUCCGGCCAGAUGGCCUGUCGUGGUCGCGAGCGGGAGUGCCAGGCGUAGAUCGCUGAAGCGACUGGCCGCUGGCCCCGGGUAGCGCGACAGUUGGCACCGCAGCUUGUCUCUGGGGACGAAGAGGUACGCGCACCGCUACACUCGCCUCGUUUUCCCCUUUUGGGGCCUCCUGUGAGGCCCUCGUCGGCACCGCUGGAUUCGCUUCGACAUUCUGGUCAGAACGCACCCUGGGAGAGGUCAGGGAGUAGCGGCAUGGGUACCUUUGGGUUUCCCCAUUGCCGGCUGGAGUCAGGAUCCGUGCAUGGUUGUGCAAAGGUUGCAACUUGCGAAGGUAUUUAGUUGGCCGCCAGACUAGGUCGCGGUGUUUUUUUUUGUGAGAGUGCCGUUUCAUUUUUUUUGGAGUUGCUCAUGCACCCUUGUCCAGCAUAGCUGUCGCAGUAGCUUCAGGUCGGGCUUAGAGGUGACACUCUUGCCAUCUGUGGGGCUGUCGGAGGCAGCUGCAUUUCCUGUAGUGGUUUCCCAGGAAAACUUCACUAUCCAGCUGCCUGCGGCAAGUCCCACCAACAUGCCAGCCCAGCAUUCUGGGUAGCGUUUUUUCGAGGGCCGGGGUGUCUCUCUCUGAACACGGAAGCCCUGCCGGGCAGUCCUUGGCCUUCUUUCGCGCCGCGACCUGCGCAAGGCACGGUGUGGCGAAUUCUCUUCGGCUCCAUCGCUCCCGCUCUCAAUUCUACCUCUCUCGCGCCGCAGUGCACCAUGUUGUCGCACACGUUUGCAGACCAGUGGCAUCAGCGUCUUCUGCGCUUGACCGCAGGGAGUGCUGAGAGCGUGCUGCUUGUAGUAUGCUUCCCAGAGAUACGAUACCCAUGAUGUCUAUAACCGCGGGAAGCGAUUAUCGACUUCCUUUCGGC
Prorocentrum cordatum is the source of this 1737-nucleotide messenger RNA. Lineage: Eukaryota; Dinophyceae; Prorocentrales; Prorocentraceae. The record is from the annotation of a GenBank genome assembly.